UUUAAAUUUCUAGCCCUUUUCCUGGGCAUCGUUAGCCUUUCUCAGGCACAAGCGCUUCUGCCAGGACUGCGGGUGGCGGCCUUAGCUCGCAGCGCAGCAUCCGAUGCAGAGGUAGAUAAUCCCCAAAUUGUUCUAUAUACGGCAAGUGAUCAGCUCAAGCGCAGUGAUGAGGACGAUGGGAUCAAUGGGCCGCAAAUUGUGGAGUCAGAGUCAGAAAAGGACAGUCGUCGAGUGCCCGACUAUCUUUAUUCAAACACGAUUCCCAUGCUGAACGAACAGAAUGUCAAGUACCAGGUCCCUCAACUAACAGCCCUGCCCAUUGCCUAUGGCCCACCGAUCAUCUCCGGCUCCAACCGACCCUCCGGCAAUAUUAUCAACAACAACAACAAUAACAACAAUGUGCCUUAUGUGGUAGUGCCUCGGGUGCAAUUGGGGUUCAAUGUCCAUGGACAAUCGAACGUCAAUUGGCCGAGUUUCAAUAUUUUGCCCGAGAACUCCGCCACACAAAAGGAGGAUACUUCGGGGGUGCAAUAUGUGUACGUGGCUGGACCACCAGGAGAACCUGGACCACCUGGACAACAAGGUCUACCUGGACCUCCAGGGCCGCAAGGACCUCGCGGCUAUACCGGCGCAACUGGAGCACGAGGCAGGGAUGGACCUCGUGGUCCACCUGGCUACUCGUCGAGCAGUGCUCAGAGCUCGGCUCAGAGUCCCCAGGGUCUUUGGUAUACGCAGAGCAACAGCAACAUCAACGGCAACAGCAACAAUAAGCCACAAUAUGAACAUUUCACGAAUGGUUAUCACAACUGA
Molecule: messenger RNA, 810 nt
Organism: Drosophila albomicans
Lineage: Eukaryota; Metazoa; Arthropoda; Insecta; Diptera; Drosophilidae
Product: collagen alpha-1(XVII) chain
Exons: 1
Source: RefSeq, a predicted model, not a curated record